AUGAACUGGACACCCCCGCCAUUGUACAGAGUAUCCCAAACCAUAGAGUUACCGUAUGUCACAUGCGUAAAUUUUGUAUUGCAUCUUUUUUGCCUCUGCGCCAAUUGUAGUGCGAAUGCCUGUUCCCUUUUUAUUAACACUUUCCCGUUCCCUGAACUUUUUACCCAGAAUUAUCGCCGAAGAGAAGUUAGGUCAAACACGUUGGCUUCUCGAAUGAAUGUUCCGAGCAGAGGACCGCCUGUUGAAACGAAAAAAAGAACGAAGAUUACGUUGAUCCCGCUAGAUACGUCGGACUUUGCCAUUGAGGAUAUCGUCAAAGAGUUUGGAGAGCCAACUUACAUCCAUUUUUACGACAGCAAAGAUGACCGAACAUGUAUCUUUGAAUUGAGUGAUUUGACCUCCAUGGAAAGCUUUGUGAACAAAUACAACGACUAUGAGAUCAAAGAGGGUUCUAAAAUCCGAGCUCAGAUUUUUGAGCAACCAAUGAAGAGCACCCGCCCCCACCAAAGAGGAGGACAAGCUUACGGUAGUCAUUAUAAAGUUCAACAGGCGGAAAGGAUACCACUAAGGGACAAUCCAAGACCAGUCCGCAGAAAUGAACGGGCCAAAAAACCAACACUUGAAGAGCUGGACGCAGAACUCGACGACUACAUGAACAAGGACACCUCUGGGACAGCGGAACAAUCAAACAGCACCAACAAUACACCAGAACAAUCAACUGGUGCGCCAGCAAAUACGUAG
This is a messenger RNA of Huiozyma naganishii CBS 8797, 741 nucleotides long. RefSeq names its product Yra2p (gene YRA2). Lineage: Eukaryota; Fungi; Ascomycota; Saccharomycetes; Saccharomycetales; Saccharomycetaceae. The record is from RefSeq and is a predicted model, not a curated record. The transcript has a single exon. Gene Ontology annotation, molecular function: nucleic acid binding. Bases 1 to 741 code for a protein of 246 amino acids.